Molecule: messenger RNA, 1608 nt
Organism: Fusarium poae
Lineage: Eukaryota; Fungi; Ascomycota; Sordariomycetes; Hypocreales; Nectriaceae
Exons: 6
Coding region: 1-1608 (535 amino acids)
Biological process (GO): regulation of DNA-templated transcription; DNA-templated transcription
Molecular function (GO): DNA-binding transcription factor activity, RNA polymerase II-specific; zinc ion binding; DNA binding
Source: RefSeq, a predicted model, not a curated record
AUGGACUCUGCAAAGCGGAAGCGAGCCGCCAAAGCUUGCAAUUACUGUAGAAAGAGAAAGAGGAAAUGCGAUGGACGACAACCAGUCUGUACGCUUUGCGAAGAAGCCAACAACUCGGAAUGUGAAUAUCGUGAUGAAGGCAAUGAGAGCAAACGCAUCGCAAUCUCGGUAGACAGAGUCGAUGAAAUCUUUGACCGCCUUGAAUCUCUCGAAUCAACAUUCCAAUCCGCCUUAGCAAGACAACGAGAGAAAAGUCCAGUUCCAACACCAUACUCUAUCCCCAGACCUGCCGAGGCCAUCAGUCCAGAAGAUGGCAUUGCUGCAGCAUCAUCAGUUCACUCUACAGGUCCUGGGACACAAACAUCAUUAUCACAAUUUGCCAAUAACAAUGUCUUCAACACCACAAUGGACAUACCCCUGUCUCAUUCUUCGACGACAGGGAAUCUACUACGGUCAGCUCCCGCAAAGGCAUUGCUAGGUCAUUAUCCUCCUGAUCUGUUUUUGCAUAUCGAGUUACGACGCCCGGUUCCCGAAGGGUUGAGACUGAAUGCGACACCGGCUAGUCAAUUAGACAUUCCUUCGCUGUCCCCCAAUGAGACAGAUCAUCUCGUGCGCAACUACUUCCAACUGGUCCAUCGAUUCCACCCAAUUCUUGAUCAAAGGGCUUUCUACGAGCUGUACGAUCGCGUUCUUGAUCGGGGACCACAACCAGACCUUCCUUCAGCUUUGGUGCUUGUUGUGUUAGCUCUUGGUACUGUCGCGGCCGAGACACCAAACCGAAUGGACGCGUGUUGGAGCCCGGGAAUCCGAUUCUUCACACCAGCUGUACGACUACUUCUGACUGAGUCCCUGGGUUCCUUUGGCGGUGAUCCUCUUCUACCUCAGGCUUUGUAUCUGGCUGCCCUGUAUUACAGUUACUUGUCACGGCCUUUACUCGCAUGGCGUUUGGUACAUAUGGCUUCUACUGAUGUGCAACACUACUGGAUAAGGUCUGAGAAACUAUUACGAGACGGCCAAAACGGUUCUCAAGACCAGUCCAUCCUGCGAGUCUUUUGGGCUAUCCUCGUCCUCGAAUGUGACAUUCUCGCAGAGCAUCAUCUGCCUCGUAGCGGCAUAGAGAAAAUAGUCGACAAACUCCCCUACCCAUGGUCUGACGGCCCUUCUGAACCUUAUAUGCACCGCUGGCUGGCGGAUCUCUCAUCCCGCCGCCUCCUCAACAGAAUCCACUACGUGCUCUACGCCGAAGCAGAGCCAGGGACAGGAGACCCAGCAGACAGUUCUGAAGAAACAUUGUCCAGUCUCCCGAAUCUAGCCCACGAGUUAAAUCGCCAGCUGGGCGCUUGGUAUCAUCUCCUCCCUCAUAGUAUCCGACCAAACUUGGACAGCCCACCGAUCGGCAUUGACGAUACCAUGGUGUCUAUACGGUACCACACCACUGGAGACAUUAUCUAUAGACCGUUCUUGUACCAGAACAAUGGCUGUAGUGUUACUCCUCUCAUUCGCCGCUUUCUCAAGACUGGAUGCACUGAGAGUCCCAGAUUUGAACCAAUUGCAGGACAAAGGAAUCAGGAUCUGCGAGAGAUGGGCGUUUCCAGGAUCGAGUAUUGA